AAUCUAUAUAUUCAAAAUCAAACUCAUUAAAAUUCAUUUCAAUUUAGAUAAAAGAUGCAUAAUUUGAAAGUUUGCAAAUUUUCUCAUGUGUGCUGCAAUUCUUACAACUCUCCUCCCAAGGUUGCUCAUGUUUGCUGCAAUUCUUACAAAUCUCCUUCCAAGGUUGGACCAAAAUACAAAGAAGGAGCAUCAUUGUGUUCAUGCUUCUCUGAUAUCAUUUCUUUGUUUAACUUUGGUGCAUCCAAGAAAAACUAUCUGAAGUUAGUUUUUGCUAGAUUAAAAUAUAAACAAAUUUGCUGGGAUGAUAGUAUAUUGAAAAAGCAUGUUGAUGUUAAUAACAUGAAUUUAUUGAAAAAUGAAAUUACUGGUGAAGAUUCUGAAGUAGUAAAUGUUGAUGAAAAGUAUUUUCCAGCUAAGCUCAUUGAUGAUUCUUGCUUUAUUUCUCUUGAAUUGAAUGGUUUUUUUGAAUCAUGCCUUCCAAAGUUAUUACAAGGGUGUAAGAAGGUAUUACUCUAUAGUACUUUGAAACAUGGAAUAUCACUUCGUACAAUGAUUCGUAAAACUGCUAAACUUAAUACCCCUGUUUUGCUGGUUGCUGGAGAUAUGCAAGGAGCUGUGUUUGGUGCAUUGCUUGACUGCCCCUUAAUACCAACAACAAAGCCUAAAUAUCAAGGGACACACCAAACUUUUGUGUUUACUAACAUAUAUGGCCAUCCAAGGAUUUUUCGACCUACUGGUGUCAAUAGAUACUAUUACUUAUGUUCCAAUGACUCGCUUGCACUUGGAGGCGGUGGUGGUUUUGCUUUACGCUUAGAUGGAGAUUUGUUAACUGGAACUAGUGGACCCUGUGAAACAUUUGGAAACCGAUGUCUUGCUCAUUCUCCAGAGUUUGAAUUAAAGAAUGUUGAGUUAUGGGGUUUCACACAUGCUUGAUCUUAAUUACAUGAUGUAAGGCUCAUAUGCUUUUGUUGGGACGUCCAAACACAUUCAAUUCUCUCCCUCCAUCUCUCUCGACAUGCUUAAUGAGAAAUACUUGUAUUAUACUGCUAAAAAAAACCAUGGAGUUAAUUUGUCACAUUUGAGUAGUUAAUCACUCAAACAUAAAAUACUUCUUUUGAAAUAGCUUUGUGACUAAUUCAAAAAUCGUAAGUAUGAAAAGGUGGAGAUUCCCGUGUUUAAAAGUAUGAUCUUAUAUGCGAUUUAUGGCUACCAAUUGAAUCUUAAUAACAUAGUAAUGUAUAAUACAUUUGUGUCCUAUGUUUUAUUGAUUU
Messenger RNA from Vicia villosa (hairy vetch), 1271 nucleotides. RefSeq lists its product as uncharacterized. The record is from RefSeq and is a predicted model, not a curated record. Lineage: Eukaryota; Viridiplantae; Streptophyta; Magnoliopsida; Fabales; Fabaceae. The transcript has 8 exons. The coding region runs from base 55 to 933 and encodes 292 amino acids.